AUGACAGAAUCAAGUGCUCCGUUGCCGUCUUUAGAAAGACCCAUCAGUGCUGUUUUGAGGGAGACCCGACCACCGUCUCCGCCUCAUCGGGACGAUCGCGAAGCGCUCGAGCUACAUGAGAUCCAAACCCGCGAGGAUAACGAGUUGGAUUAUUCCUCACCAUCUGCCUCGUCCGGGGACGAGUAUCGAGUCACGACCCGGCGAACGAUAUCUCGCGUCACGACCCAACGCUCCCACCACGAUCGAACGGGGCUGUGGAGCCGCAUCUGUCGACUUUGGACCCAUAAUGUCACCCUUACGGUGCCGCGGAAAAGCAACAGGGACCAUUAUGCAUUGGAGAGAACAUUCCUCGCUUAUAUCCGUACCUCGGUGGUUAUUGCAAUGCAAGGGGUGGUGAUUGCGCAGCUGUUCCGCCUCCAACGUGCCCCAUCGGACGAGGACCGGCUGCGAUUCUACCAAGUCGGCAUUCCGCUUGCCGUCUCUUGCUACGGCGUGGCUGUUCUCGUCGCCCUGAUCGGGGCCUUUCGAUUUUGGAGACAACAAAACGCCAUUUCUCUAGGGAAAAUUCAUGCCGGAGGCUGGGAGCUCAAUUCAGUGGGGAUCCUACUUUUUGCGAUCAUUUUGGUCACCUUGGUCAUUUCCGUUGCCAUCAUCGUUGAAAUUGACAAUGCCCAGGCCACUUUACUCAGUCGCAUAUUAAGAAGGUGA
Penicillium pulvis is the source of this 708-nucleotide messenger RNA. RefSeq names its product YidH family protein. Bases 1 to 708 code for a protein of 235 amino acids. The transcript has 3 exons. The record is from RefSeq and is a predicted model, not a curated record. Lineage: Eukaryota; Fungi; Ascomycota; Eurotiomycetes; Eurotiales; Aspergillaceae.